AUGAAAGAUGGCGGUGGCACCUCCAAGAUGGGUCAGUAUAGUGUGGACACCCAAUUAGCCAGCCUUGAUGUGGACACCCCAAAACCUCUCUUUAACAGUAAUGAGACGAGCAAUGUGGGCGAGAGACCCCAAAAUCGAGAGUUGGUCUUCGGCAAAAGUUGCCAUGACUUCAGUGGAGCUUCUGCAAAGACACCUGGUAGAUUCGGUAGCUCAUAG
Messenger RNA from Echinococcus granulosus, 216 nucleotides. RefSeq lists its product as hypothetical. The transcript is spliced from 2 exons. The record is from RefSeq and is a predicted model, not a curated record. NCBI's taxonomy places the organism in Eukaryota, Metazoa, Platyhelminthes, Cestoda, Cyclophyllidea, Taeniidae. Bases 1 to 216 code for a protein of 71 amino acids.